This is a messenger RNA of Strongylus vulgaris, 657 nucleotides long. The record is from the annotation of a GenBank genome assembly. Lineage: Eukaryota; Metazoa; Nematoda; Chromadorea; Rhabditida; Strongylidae.
AUGGAGAGGUUGGGUCAAUUCCCUUUGUGUGUCCCGCUUCUACAAGGACUUCGGCCUCCUCUGCCCCCGUGGUUUCCGCUAGCACUACCACCCAUGCCACAUACAUUUCAACAAUUCCUUCCUCCAGCAGCAGCUUUGCAACCUCAGCCAUCAGCCGCUAACUCUGUUUCCGUCACUACAGCCGUUGAAGAGGACCUCUCAGCACACUCUGAGACAGCCGAGGAGACAGUAAAUUCUUCUGUUGAUCUUACACCCUCCACCCCUCCAGCACAAACGGUCGUCAGCAGUGAGAACCUUUCUAGACCACAAUCUGCCGACUCCAGCGUGCUCAGUGAGUCUCCUCUUAGUAGCAACAAGUUGAAAAAACGAGUGCUAUGUGAGCGAUGCAAUAAGUCGUUCUGCGAUAAGGGAGCUCUAAAGAUCCACACUAGUGCCGUGCAUUUAAAGGAAAUGCACAUGUGCACCAUACCUGGUUGUGGCAAGGAGUUCAGCAGCAGAAGGAGCAGGAAUCGCCAUUCAGCAAAUACCAAUCCGAAAUUGCAUAUGCCAGAAGCGGCACAAUCGUUUCGUGAUCAUGUUGGUAUCAAUGCAGCAGCACUCAGUAUGGCAGCAGCGGUGAGCUUUUUUAUGAUUAGGCAGAAGACAAUUUUCUCAUGA